Molecule: messenger RNA, 2122 nt
Organism: Phasianus colchicus (ring-necked pheasant)
Lineage: Eukaryota; Metazoa; Chordata; Aves; Galliformes; Phasianidae
Source: RefSeq, a predicted model, not a curated record
AUGGCUGUGUAUGUUUUUAAUGAUCUGAGGAGACAGCAGUAUAAAGAUGAUGUUAGUGUGCAACUGGGGCAGGUCGUGGAUGGGUUGGCAGUGGAGGUAAGAGACUCCUGCUGGAGAUCUUUGUGUAUCAGAGGCAUUCUGGGGCUGCACUCUAAUUCCGACAAAGGUGAUGGAUCAGUCAAAUACAUUCUUACUGGAGAAGGAGCGGGAACUAUAUUUAUUAUUGAUGACACAACAGGAGACAUCCAUUCAACCAAAAGCCUCGAUCGAGAACAGAAGACGCAUUAUGUGCUUCAUGCCCAAGCUAUUGAUAGAAGGACAAACAAGCCACUUGAGCCUGAAUCUGAGUUUAUCAUCAAAGUACAGGAUAUCAAUGACAAUGCACCAAAAUUUACAGAUGGACCAUACAUUGUUACUGUGCCAGAGAUGUCUGAAAUGGGUAAGGAAAACAAGUUACUCUAUUCAGCAGUUUUUUUAACAAAGGAAAAAAAGCCACAUGCUGUUUGAUGAUGUUAUGACUCUGUAUUGUAUCAUUGGCUGUAUGUGAAAAAUAUUACAGUUGAGAAGACACCAAAUCUUGUACAUUACUAAUAAUUUUUGUUCUGAGAAAACAGUACACAUACGUGCUGACUGUAAAGGAGAGUCACCCUUAUUCUUGUCUGGUUUGUGAUGCAUGUUCCAUUGCGCUUCUAGGCAAGCUGCAGUUUGCAUUCUAGAAACAAGAUAUAUUUGUAUAUCCUUAUUCAGCUACACUGUUUAUUUCAUUCCUUUAUGUUUACAAAAGCAAUAUGUGCAAUCCACUGAAUUAAACAAAUUUGAAGGAACAGUAGUUCACUAUAUUAUUUUAGACCAUUCUCUCUUAUCUUUGUUUACCUUUUUUAAUUUUUAUAACAUGAAAUGAAAUACACUUAAGUGUUGAUAAUUGUUUUUUGUGUGUGUUAGAAAUGUAGUUCAGAUAUUCUUAUUCUUUAACAUGCCUUAUUAUACAAUCAGUUUUCUUUAUAGCUUAUCUGUUGUUGAAAUUAAUUUAUAACUGUAGGAUCUCAAUAUCAAAUAUACAUAAUUAGUUCAGGGUUGACAGGCAAAUACAGCUCUUGUGAUAAGUACUUCUAAAGAAUGGUCAUGACAUUCAACCUAUCUAAGUCUACUUUAUUUAUUAAUGAGUGGACAGUACAGAUCGUUAUUUCAUGAAAAUGUACUUUUACCCUGCCCAGUAAAAUACCUAUGCACUCCAUCUAAGAAGCUAGUUUAGAGUCCAAGAUGUGUCAGAUGUCUAACUUUUAUGCUCUUCUCUGCUUGCUGUUUGUCAGAUAAGCAGAUGAUAGCUUUUAAACUUCUGUAGAGUACAAUUGUAAAGUCCAAAGGGAAAAAUACAUACAAUUGCUCAACUCUUACAACAAUAUUCAUCACUAUAUACAAACGUUGUUGUUGUCACUGAAUCUUAAUGCUUUGCAACCAUUUGAUCACUUUGAAUGUUGAUGAUGGUUCAUAUGAAUAGCCAGAAAAUAACAAAAAUAGUUUGUUUCAGACUUGAAAGUCAGAUGCUUUGUCUUGUUGAUGUUAUUUUGGAUGGGAGAGUACCUUGUGGAACUUUCCAAGUGUGUGUAAGUGAAAAUAAUUUUAAACAAGAUAUCUGCAUUUAAUUCAUAUUCUCUGGUACCUCAUGAUGUUAUUGUGCUGAGUUCAUAUAUAUCUUACUAUGUAAUGAGGGAGUUUUAAUCUGUAUAUGUAAGGAGACCAAUUUUGCAGUGUGUGAACAAAUAUAUGGAGAGAUUAAAUGGGUCAAAAUUCUGACCUACAUUACAGAUAAGUGAAAUAGUAUAUUCCACAUCUACAUUUCUUUUCUUGCGUAUACAAAUGAACUGUGGCAUUUGAUUCAUUUGCAAAAGUGUAGUAAUCUAGUAAUCCAAUUCUGGAGAGACCAAAAUGUAUUAAAUAUUAUUUGAGUCAUUGAGUUCACUUCUGUGACAGUUCAGAGACAGAAUAUACUGGUUUAGAAAUCAGUCUUUGUUGACCUGAGUGAAGUUAAUUUUGGAUAGAAGAGAACACUAUCUACUGUACUCUAACUUUCAUGCAAAAUCAGAUUAUAUUAAAUGGACUUCGAAGCUCACCAAAUAUCAUG